UUUAUAUUCAUGUAUGAUAACGUAUAUAUACCAAAUGGAUACAUAAUAGAAUACCAUAUAUAUGUUUACAUAAUAUUUAUGAAACUAAAUUAGCAACUACAUAAGAGAUAAUUCGAUGAACAUUGUUGAAAACUUAACAUAUAAACAGCCAUGGAGAUUAUGGAAGAUGGGAACUUAGUAGAUCGCGUUAGAAUUUUAUUGCAACGGGACAUGCAAUAUUAUCAGGAGAUGCAGACAGUACUGAGAGAAGCUUUGUGCAUUCGCGUCAGCGGUGGAAAGCUCGAUUUUCCGAGACACGCCUCGUUUGCAGCAAUUAAAAUAGUUAUGUGGUGGGAGGCUGAAUUUUUGAUCACAUUUAAAAGGCCUUCAGGAUUAAGCAAUGUCAAAUGCAAAACUACAACGGAAAUCGAGACGGACGAUGGAGUCGUUAAAAAUAUUCUACCGACCGAAUUUGUUCAUAUGGUCGUCGAUACAGCCGAUCAAUUGCUCGAACAUUUGCAUACGUUGAUACAGGAGUGUCUGGAUCAUGCUGAUUUGACCGUUCUUACGGCUACGUUAGGAGCAGCGGCAUUGAUAAAAAAUUGUCUUUGGUGUUACAAUCAGCAUAUUAAAAAUGUCGUUUCUACCGGAAUAAGCGAGAAAAUAAAUAAUUGUUACAAGUCUUAUCAAGAAAUGACGGAAGCUGUCGCAGAAAGAUUACUUGACUUACAUUGCCGUUUAAUCUCUUUAUAUAUACUCAAUGAAGCUGAUUCUCUCGAUUGGCAUAGUAAUAAGUCCUUCUUCGAAAAGGAAAGAUGUUCUUUUGUAAUACAAAUGUGGUGGCUCUAUAUGCAAGGAACAAGAGCAGAUUUAUGGGAAACUGUACCUCCGCAAAUGGCACAACGUGUAUUCAUGGGAAUGUUAAACGAGUCUCUGUCUAUCAUCGUAACUCGAUUUAUUUAUGGUCGACCUACGUUGGCUAGAUCCGAACAAUUUUGGACAGAUGCAUUCAACGUUCUCUGUUGCACUGGAUAUCUCACUUUAGCUGCCUGCACUGAGAGUGAAGAGAUGAUAGGUAUCCAAUCGAAUAAAUUACCAACUGUUAUAAGGGAUGUGCAUGCUAAAUGUAACGAGUUGCUCGUUUGCUUAUUAUUUCGUGGUACACCAUUGGAAGAUUUGUAUCAGGCUUAUCGUAACGGAUUGGAAAAUUUACAAAUAUUACAACAACGACGUGGUCCUUCUCCUUGGAUAUUAAUAUGCGUUCCACAUUUGUUAGGUAGAUCUAAUUUAGACGUACAAUUAGACGAUCUAACCGAAGAUAGAAUCGUGAUUUUGGAAUUGAAUAUACUUAGGAAUCAACCGCAGCCCAAUUGGCCACAAUUGAUGAAAGUGAUAUCAAUGAACAAUUACGUAGUCGCAAAGAUGUUAUUGAAUAUGUUGGUACGUAAAUGCGUUGGAUUUACUUCCGAUCAAAAUUCCUUAAUAAUGAAAAAAAAUGAGUCAACAAACAAAAAAGGAAAUAAUAAAAACGAAUUGUAUAAUGAAAAAAAUUGCGGUGGAUUUUUGUGCCAAGAAUCGGGCUGUAAAAAAUUAUCAACGAUAUCACCGAAUUUAGGUCUUUUCAGUCUGACGUAUAUUCUUGCUAUUAUCGUUAACGAUCCUGAGGAUGUAAUUAUGCCUGCUUUGAAGAAGGAUCCGAAUUGGGCUAAUUAUCUCGAUAGGCAGCAGGUUUGGAAUCAAUCGAGACCACCAUGGUUAAAUGCACUUAUGGUACCUUUGAUAAGUACGAUGUCACCAAUAGUAGAGACCCUUUUGGAUGCCGUCAAGACAGGUGCAAGCAUAUAUCAGGCGAUGUCAUUAACGCUAACUUGUUUCACUGAAUUAUACGUUACCAUACCAAUGACAAUUUUGCGAACAUUAUUAGCUCUUAACAAAAAUAUACCAGCUCGGUGUCAUCCUCUUGGUGGUUCCGUAUUUCUUCAAAUUUUCUCUGCUGCCCUUUAUUCAAGUUUUCUCGAUAUCGCGACGAACGAUCAAACGGAUAUACAGAGCAAAACUUCAGUAGAAAUUAACUUAGAGUCUGGCACAUUUAAUCCGCAUGAUAAAAUAACUGCAUCGAAUGCACUUGCUGAAGCAAUUUGUAGCAUCGACGAGGAUAACAAACACACGGCACAGAUCGAUUAUUUUACGCAAGUGAUUGAAGACAGUGUUAAAGGAACGCAUCGAAGUUCUAAAUGCGACAAAUUAAAAGACAUGACUCGUAUCAUAGAAACAUACACCGACGAAUUGUUGUUCACUGAUACGGGAAGACAAUCUUUAAAAAUAACACACGAGUAUCUGCUACGUGCUUCCGAUUGGGUGUUAAAGGGACUGUGGAACGAAGGGAGCAACCCACAGCCGGAUUUAAUCGAUUUCUCCGAAAUUCCAUUGAAGGCAAAACCGCUAACCCAUAUCAUGUUUCACAUCGAAGAUACUGAUUUUGAUCAGUUUCUAACUAAUUACGAAUCAACGAAUUGGAAGAAGGUAUUGACAAUGCCAUUAUCCGUGAAUGUGGAACGCGUUCGUAGCCAAACCCUCGCUCGUCCGGAAUUCAAGAAUGUUGGUGAACUAUCUCAGGAGGAUAGAGAAGUGGUCAAUUCGAUUAAACGACUUUGUUCUUCAUCCGUACGAUCUACUCGUUUUAAAUGAGGGCUUAAUCGACAAAAAAAUAUAUAUACACACACACACAGACACACAUAGAUACAUAUAUACAUUGACUAUCUUACUUUCGUAUCUACUUACAAAAAAAAAAAAAAAAAAAAAGAAAGAAAAAAAAGGAGUAACGAUAAAAUGUAAUAUAAUUUACUUUCUUUUUCUCUUUCUCUUUUUCUCUAAAACACGCACGCACCUCAAUCAUUCAAUUAAAUAUCAUUGAAAUAAUUUCGAUUGGAGGAUUUAAAAACUCGUCAAAAUUUUUUCUUCAUUCUUUUCUCAACUUCUUUAUUUGUCGUAUAGAAUAGAUAAUGAUAAACUUUGACGAAUGAUUAUUUUAAUAAUAGAGAUAUAUCACUACUCAAGGGUAUACAUAUAAUAAUCUGGAGAAAGACGUCGCUUAUGUACUUAUGUAUAUUUCUCUUUUUUGAAGAGAAAGAAAUAAACGAAAAAAUAUAUAAAUAAAUAAAUAAGUAAUUAAAUAAAUAAAUAAAUAAAUAAAUAAAUAAACGUAAUGUAUCAUGACAACGUAAUUGCUGCUUUGGAAAAGAAAUCAAAUACCUCAUACCUUUAUUGAUUUUUCUUCUAUUCAUAUACAUUUUUCUUUCUAUUUUUUUUUCUUUUUUAUUUCUUUUUUGGCACAUAUAUAUAUAUAUAUAUAUAAUUUUUUUUUUUUUAUUUAUACUCAUUUAAUGGACGUUUUUGAAGAUACACAUCGAAUUUUUUAUGUGUAAUAUUUCAACGGAAUGAUGAGAAUUUGCGAGAAGAAGAUUCAUUUUUAUUUUAUUUUCGAAAAAGAAUUAAAAAAAAAAAAAAGAAAAAAGGAAAAAAAAGGAGAAGAAAAAAAAAAAGAAAAACAAUUGAAAAGAAAGGAAGAAUAAAAACAAUUUGUUUCUUCAUAAUCGACGGGUAUUUAGGCCAGACGCCCUUUUUUUUUUUUUUUUUUCGCUAAAACGAGACACUAUUUUAGCUUUCAGAAUGAAAACAAGCAGCAGAUAGUAACGAUUAGGUAUAUAAAGUUUUACACAGGACAAUUUAUGUAUGCAAGUUUCUACUUAGUUAACGACAAUUCUCUUAUCUAAUGGAAAGCUAUUGUAUUAAUCGUUUAAUCGACGAAUAAAAAAUGGAUAUAACGUGAGAUAAAAUGCGUUUCAUAUGUCCAUUCAAGAUUUUGUUACAUGAAUUAUAUUAUUUCUUAUGGUUCCCCAUUAAUACAAAUAAAUUAGAUAAAUAAUUACAGGAGCGAUUGGUUUUCAAGUUUCCAAAUGACGAUUUUCUUUUGAUAUUCUUGAUAUACAUGUAUAUAUAUAUAUAUAUAUAUAUAUAUAUAUCUCGUUCCUUUAUUCUUUUUUACUAUUUCUUUUUCCUUUUUUUGUUUUCCUUUUUCUUUUUUUUUUUUUUUUUCUUUUCCUGUUUGAUAGUAAAGAUAGAACAUCGCUGUUAUAAGUCGAAGAUGAAACGGAAGAAUCUUCAGAGAUAAUUAUUGAUUACGAAUUAAAUGAUGACGAUAAAUCUUCUUUUUUCUUUUUUUUGCUUUUCUUUUUUUUUUUUUUUUUCUUUUUGUUUGGUUUACUUUCCCACUGUCGUUAAUAUAAUAAGCGUAGAUACGAGAGAAGUUUUCUUACGCUUUAUCUAAGAUUUAUGAGAAAUAUAAGAGAGUGACGUCGUUUCAUAGCAAAGGAAAAAUAA
Messenger RNA from Vespa crabro (European hornet), 4359 nucleotides. RefSeq lists its product as uncharacterized. The transcript is spliced from 14 exons. NCBI's taxonomy places the organism in Eukaryota, Metazoa, Arthropoda, Insecta, Hymenoptera, Vespidae. The record is from RefSeq and is a predicted model, not a curated record. Bases 151 to 2667 code for a protein of 838 amino acids.